Molecule: messenger RNA, 2218 nt
Organism: Polistes dominula (European paper wasp)
Lineage: Eukaryota; Metazoa; Arthropoda; Insecta; Hymenoptera; Vespidae
Gene: Exd2
Product: Exonuclease 3'-5' domain-containing 2
Biological process (GO): nucleobase-containing compound metabolic process
Cellular component (GO): nucleus; cytoplasm
Molecular function (GO): 3'-5' exonuclease activity; nucleic acid binding
Source: RefSeq, a predicted model, not a curated record
UAUACCUAAGUGAACAAUUGUAUAUUAAUGAGUAGAUUUUUAAAUAUUAAGUUUAUAUUAUAAUUCGAUAUUUAAUUGAUGCUUAAAAUACGUAAAAACAUGUUUCUUGUUUGCGUAACUGUGGGAUUAGUCUUAUUAGCUUCGAAGUAUCGUAAUAACGUACUUCGAGGCGUCAAAAAUAUAUAUUCCGGUAUUAAACGUAAAGAUAAUAAGUCGAGCAAUAAAAUAAAAGAAGAAAUCAAAAUAGAAGUAAAGCAAGUUAUUCUAGCUGACUCUUUGGAAAAAUCCGAUUACGCUGUUCAACGUAUUAAUUGCAAUUUAUCUGGUGGUAUACUAGGUUUCGAUUGCGAAUGGGUAAACGAAGGUCCCGUGUCUCUACUUCAACUUGCUACAUUUAACGGAGUAUGUGCUUUAUUCCGUAUUGGUAAAAUUGGUUUCAUUCCCCCAAAUUUGCAGAAAUUGCUGUCCAGUAACCGUAUACUUAAAGUUGGUGUAGCUUCCUUCGAAGAUGGACAGAAAAUAGAAAAAGAUUAUGGAUGUUCCGUUUUAGGAACCCUCGAUUUAAGGACGUUAACAGAACGCCUACAACUUCCUACUCCUAAAAGUUUAGCAGCCAUGUGUGUAGAAUACCUUGGAACAAAAAUUGAAAAAUUAAUAGAAGUGAGAUGUGGUGAUUGGGAUGCGGAUGCUCUUACUGACGAUCAAGUAGUCUAUGCUGCUUGUGAUGCUAUGGCAUCGGUUCUUAUUUAUCAUCAGGUAAUGCAAGAAGCCAAAGAAAAAUUAUCAUUUUUCGACAAAUUGGUAAUAUAUUUUUGGAAAAUUUGGUCUAGAGAUGUAGGUGUGAGAUAUCAUGGUUUACCCACGGGAGUAAUCAAUGUAAGGUUCAAGGAUCAGAAGAGAAAUAUUAUUAACAAUAAUUAUACCACUACUGUAAUGAAAGAUGGAUCAAAUGCAAAUACACUUGAAACUAAUAACAUACCCAUAAGAAAAAAACCAUUGUAUCAUAAUUGUUAUUUACAAGCACCAGAUGGAGAUAUAUUGUGCACGUGUGAUCGCAAAAAAGCAGAAUGGUAUAUAAAGAAAAAUUUAGCCGAUAUCGUAGAAGAGCAACCCUUUACAGUGAGAUUAAAAUUUGAACCAUCGGGACGUGCGUUAGGAGAAGUUGGCCAAUAUUAUACUCAAGUUAAGGUUAAUCAAUGCGUUGUUUGCGGUGCUUCGGAAAAUUUUAUUCGAAAAAAUGUAGUACCUAGAGAAUAUCGCAAAUAUUUUCCAUUGGUAAUGAAGGCUCAUCAAUCUCACGAUGUAUUAUUAUUAUGUCUACCGUGUCACGAGGUCAGUAAAAGUCACGAUCUGCAGCUCAGAAGAAAGCUUGCAGAAAUGUGUAACGCACCUCUGUCAGGGCCGCUCACUCAUUCCAGUUGGAAAAAAUUACAUUGUGCUAUUAAAGCUUUACGCAAAGAAACAAUGUUACCGUUACAACGACAACAAGAACUUGCAAGUAUUGUCAUAGAAUACACAGGACAACAAGAAAUAACUCCAAAUCUACUCAAUUUAUUAGACGAAGAAUUAGAUAAUGCUAUAUCUCAACACAACAAUCAAUCGAAACAACCACCGCACGGCUUAAAGGUAGUCCAAUGGUUCGAAGAAAGGGAAGGUGGUCUUGUAGAAUUGGAAAAAAUGUGGAGAGAACAUUUUCUAAACACCAUGAAGCCACAGCAUUUACCAAAUUUGUGGUCAGUACGGCAUAACCAAGAACGAUUAACCAUUCGUCAAAAACAAAAUAGAAUAGAUCCGGAAGAUGCAAAAGCGGCAGGAUUAUAAUGUAUUAAGAUUUUAUAAACGUACCUGAAAGGACUCGUAGAAGAGCGAGUACUUAUAUCCAAAAGACUAUCAAGAAAACAAUAUAUCUCUUGAAUAUGAAUCAUUUCAUACAAACUUCUAGAUAUUGUUUAACUCUAAGUAGGAAUAAUUUUACUUUUUUAAUACCUGUUAUAUUUAACGAUGGUGUAUUUUUAUGAAAAAACACCAUAAAUUUUUGAGGUAUUUGUAUAUCUAUAAUUUAUUUAUAUAGAGAUCUCUAUUAAAAUAAUAAGCCUAUAAAAUAGGUUUUCAUUGAUUAAUAUGUACUUAUGUGUCAUGCCAAAUAGAAUAACCUUUUAACAUUUCUUUUCAUACAAAUACAAUUAUAUGAAAGGUCAUAUCUUCUACGUAACAAACA